AUAAUUAAUAAAAUGGUUCUUACAUUUGGAUCAAUUUGAUCAGCUCCUUUGCUUCUUCAUGUGUUUAAAUACUUUGGCCACAUGGAUCAAGUAUAUCUGAUUCUGUCUCAGUUAAAUAAAUCCACAAAUAGGAUUAUCAAAGCUUAUGAACCCUGCUUUCUGCUGGAAUGAUCAAAGAAGCCUCUUAUCUGCUACCUAUACCGUCGAAGAAACUUAAAGAAGUAUUUAUCUCAGCCUCAUAUGAGAUUCUUUGAAAUCAAGAUUAAAAUUCAUCAUCGCAAACAAGCUAUCAAUCUAAAGACUCUUUGUGUGAGUCUGAGGAAAAGAGAAAUGAAAGAUAUCAAGAUAAACAGAACUUCUGUUGACCCUCUGAAUCCUGACAAAAUGUGCAAUCCUCUCUUGCAGCUUACUGUUGUAAAAGGAAGAAUUCGAAAAUUGUUAGAGAAAAAGAAGUCUGGGAAGCUUUGUGAUAAAGAUCAAUUUGAACUCAACAAAUUGACGGGUGCAGAAGCUGAGUUACAAGGAAAGAACUAUAUUAGAUACCUAAAUAUAAAUUCUAUUGUUUUUGGGAUUUCAAAUGAUAUUAAUAUUGUCUCUUUCCUUAAAAAGACGAAACCUGAGCUUUUUGAAUACCCUUAUCUAAAAGUGACUACAUCUUCAGAAGUUGAGGCUCGAAGCGAUUUCUUGGCAGACUUCAAAAUAAAUUCAAUACAUUAUCAAAAGAGCAGGUGUAUUCUCACUCAACCUAAACUUGAUCAAUGCAAGUUCUCUUAUCUCAUAUUUCAUCAUCAAAGAUGAAAUGGAUUUCUCAGACUUCACUACAACGAUCAGAAACUUCCCAAACAUUCUAGAAGACACUGAAGUAUUAGACAUGUUCUUCUCUAAAUAACUCAGAUCCAAUCUACAAAUGGGAGGCUUUCUUCUAUGAAAUCCUGAGGAAUCCUGAUCUAGUCUUUGCGAAGAAACUUAAGAUCAUCAACAUGGAAUUUAUUUGUAACACAGGGCUGCUAGCUCUCUUGGAGACCCUUUGUGGUACAGGCUUUGAGAAGGUGAAGCAGGUCUACCCUGAUUUCCAUGGGCUAGAGCUUUACCCUCCAAUUGAUGAAGAUUUAGAGAGGGAAGCCAUAACUCUUCCAGUAAGAAAGAUUAGUAGAAGUGAGGAUAACAGUAUGAAGAUUUUUAACAAAAUUUCGGUGUUUUUGAAGCAAGAUGAGAUAUAUCAGUUUGAUAUAUGUUUCCAAUCACCUGGCAUUUUGAAAUGUGAUAGGAUUUUAGCAAAAGAUGAGGAAAAUUACUAUUUUGGAGAGGUAUUUAAGUGUUCUCUUGAGCAAAUCACUUCGAUUGAUAAAAUACCAAUUGACACCUUUAAUGGAAAAAUCGCUUAUGACGCUUUGCUAUCUGAAGACAUGACUGUCAUUUCAGUGCAUAAAAUGGAUUUGCUAGGUUUGAAAAAGCAGAUAAAGUCAUUCCAACCAUCAUUUUAAUUCCA
Moneuplotes crassus is the source of this 1489-nucleotide messenger RNA. NCBI's taxonomy places the organism in Eukaryota, Ciliophora, Spirotrichea, Euplotida, Euplotidae. The record is from the annotation of a GenBank genome assembly.